Molecule: messenger RNA, 631 nt
Organism: Onychostoma macrolepis
Lineage: Eukaryota; Metazoa; Chordata; Actinopteri; Cypriniformes; Cyprinidae
Gene: rpa3
Product: replication protein A3
Exons: 4
Coding region: 137-502 (121 amino acids)
Biological process (GO): base-excision repair; mismatch repair; double-strand break repair via homologous recombination
Cellular component (GO): nucleus; DNA replication factor A complex; site of double-strand break
Molecular function (GO): single-stranded DNA binding; damaged DNA binding
Source: RefSeq, a predicted model, not a curated record
UUUCUAACGGUUUUCUCUGACGCAACGGAAACGGUGUCAUCGGGGAAAAGUUUUCCCGCGGUUCUGGUGUUAGACUCGACUGGUUGGGAGUCCUUUCGGGUUUUAUUUUUUGUAUGAUUUGUCAUAAACAUCCACAAUGACAGGCGUUUACGAGUCUCCGAAACCCAGAAUCAAUGCGUCGAUGUUGGCUCAAUACAUCGGUCGAUCAGUCUGCUUAGUUGGACGCUUGGAAAAGGUGCAUCCAUCAGGAAAGGCUCUUACGCUGUCAGAUGGAGAAGGAAAGUCUGCAUCAGUGGAGCUCAAUGAACCUCUGGAUGAAGAGCUGAGUGGGAUUGUGGAGGUUAUUGGGAUGGUGUCGAACAAAGGAGCAAUUAUGGCUGUUUCAUAUACUCAGUAUCGAGAAGACAAAAUCUCUUUUGAUCUGGAGCUGUACAACGAAGGCCUGAAAGUUCUCCAUGAUUUUCCCCAGUAUUACCCGUUUGAGGUGUCAUUAAGUGGUUAAACUGCACAUUUUUAUUUGCCUUUUACAGUUUCUGUAUAAUUGGAUAUUUACUGUGUUUGUAAAGAAAUAUGUAAACAUUGUUGUUUUGUUUUUGUUACUUGAAAUAAAACCUUAAAACCCUUGGUUACA